Messenger RNA from Fraxinus pennsylvanica, 2796 nucleotides. The record is from the annotation of a GenBank genome assembly. NCBI's taxonomy places the organism in Eukaryota, Viridiplantae, Streptophyta, Magnoliopsida, Lamiales, Oleaceae.
AUGGAAACAGUAGUUGAUAUUGUGGGGAAUGCGGAAGCUAAAGUUGAAGAUAGUGUUGCUGCAAGAAAUAAGCCCACGCUAACCUCCCUGCAAAAGAUUGCUGAUCCUGUUGUAUACCAGCUUGUUCGGGUUGAUCGAAAUGGGAGAUUAGUGCCUGCGACUGAGGAUGAGGUUAUGGCAGUAGAGGACUUGCUCGAAGAUGACAAGAGCGAAAAUGGAUUUGUUUCAGACUCUGUACAAACUGUGGAAUGCAAUACAAAUUUCAAACAUGAUCUGGAUGGACUUCAAUUCCAAGCAUCAUCAGGUUUACCACGUGAUAAUGUAAAACUUGAUGCUGAAGCGCCGAAUGCGUCACCUAUCCCUGUAGCUGAUUUUGAGAAAGUAAAUGUUCAACCUAAGCAAAGCGUUUCUCUGUUGACUCCAACUGCAGAAUAUGUCGGUAUUUUCCAACUUGAGGGAUCCCCAAAACCUUCCAAUGGAUUGGUCGAGAAUGAAACCGCCACUUCUGCCAUUGGUACUAGUUCAAAGCCUGAUUUUUCUGUGUUGAAAGGUGAGAUACACCUGGAUAAUCUUACGGUAAAAGAACUUCAGGAGACUUUCAAAGCAACUUUUGGAAGAGAAACUUCUGUCAAGGACAAGCAAUGGCUCAAGAGGAGGAUAUUAAUGGGAUUGACCAAUUCCUGUGAUUUCUCAACCACAACUUUGGUCAUCAAAGACAACGGAGUGGUAAAGAAAGAUAAAGAAGAAAUCUAUAAUAGUGUGGAACAUAAUAUUUUGUUGGACCCUGAAGUUGGAUCUAUGAGCGUGAACCAUGAAAGUUCACCAACAUUCCAUGACAACCAAAAGGAAAGCCACUCAAAUGCUACUGGCAUGGAAUUGCAGGGUUAUCCAACGGUGGAUAAUUAUGGAAGUGAAGAUACUAACACAGAACAAAGAGCUACAAAAAGAGUCCGAAAGCCUACCAAACGAUAUAUUGAAGAACUUUCAGAAGGAGAAUCAAGGGAUUCUUGUGCAAAGUUAAUCUCCUCAGUUGGACAUCGUGCGUAUAGUCAGCCAUCCACAGACAUCCAUGUAACGCCUGUUCAAAAAGUUGGAUUAGAUGGAAGAUGGCUCAUAAGACGAGACUCGCUUGGAGGUUCUGGAGUUCAGGUUCCAUAUGUUUCACGGGUUCGGCGGAGCCGUCCAAGGGAAAACUUUAUGACUCUCAUGCCUGUUACUUCAUCCGAUAAGCUGUACACCGAAAGGAAAGUUGAGCUUGAGGAGCUUAAAAACUUGGAUUCGAAUGAGAAUUCAGAUGAAGACUCGGUGACUAUGCCUGCAGCAAAUGGAAGAAUGAGGAGGAAACAUCAUCGACCUUGGACUCUAAGUGAGGUUGUUAAGCUGGUUGAAGGGGUUGCCAAAUAUGGUGCUGGUAGAUGGUCUGAGAUUAAACGCCUUGCCUUUGCAUCGUAUUCUUAUCGAACUUCUGUUGACCUCAAGGACAAGUGGAGGAAUCUGCUGAGAGCUAGUUUUGCACAGUUGCCAGCUGAAAAGGGGAUGCAGAAUUCUCGUAAACAUACUUCAAUUCCAAUCCCUGCUCCAAUUCUGUUACGAGUAAGAGAACUGGCUGAAGUGCAAGCACAGGUUCCUCCGAGCUUCAGCGCAAGCAGGUUUGCUGGACACACUGAAUAUCACCUGGGUCAGCUCAAGGCAAAGAUAGCAAAGUUGAGGACACAAUUAUUGGAACCCCCAAAAGGUUCUAGUGGAGCUGGAGAGGGGUUUGAAGUUACAAAAUUUGGCCAUGGACGAGUUGCACUAAUAGGAUUUCCCAGUGUUGGAAAAUCGACGCUUUUGACAAUGUUAACUGGAACGCACUCAGAAGCUGCAUCGUACGAGUUCACCACACUUACCUGUAUCCCUGGUAUUAUUCAUUAUAAUGAUACUAAAAUCCAGUUGCUUGAUCUUCCUGGAAUCAUAGAAGGCGCAUCUGAGGGCAAGGGGCGUGGUAGGCAGGUCAUUGCCGUUUCCAAAUCAUCAGAUAUAGUGUUGAUGGUUCUCGAUGCUUCAAAAAGUGAAGGACAUCGACAAAUAUUGACGAGAGAGCUUGAAGCUGUGGGCUUGCGACUAAACAAAAGACCACCUCAGAUAUACUUUAGGAAGAAAAAAACUGGGGGAAUUUCUUUCAACAGCACCUUACCAUUAACUCACGUGGAUGAGAAGCUUUGCUAUCAGAUAUUACAUGAAUACAAGAUUCACAAUGCAGAGGUUUUAUUUCGUGAAGAUGCCACAGUGGAUGAUCUUAUUGAUGUAAUCGAGGGAAAUCGUAAAUAUAUGAAGUGUAUCUAUGUCUACAACAAAAUAGAUGUCGUGGGUAUUGAUGAUGUGGACAGAUUAGCAAGACAACCGAAUUCCAUUGUUAUUAGCUGCAACUUAAGGCUGAAUCUGGACCGGCUGCUAGCGAAAAUGUGGGAGGAGAUGGGCCUUGUCAGAAUUUAUACCAAACCUCAGGGCCAGCAACCAGACUUCAGUGACCCUGUGGUCCUCUCUGCAGGUAGAGGUGGCUGCACAGUUGAAGAUUUUUGUAACCACAUUCAUCGGAGCCUGGUAAAGGAUGUGAAGUACGUAUUGGUUUGGGGCACAAGUGCAAGGCAUUACCCACAACACUGUGGCCUUAGUCAUGGUCUGCAGGAUGAGGAUGUAGUACAGAUUGUUAAGAAAAAGGAGAGGGAGGAUGGAGGUAGAGGACGGUUUAAAUCACAUUCAAAUGCUCCUGCUCGAAUAUCUGACAGAGAGAAGAAGGCUCCUUUGAAAACAUAA